ACUCCUUUCGCAAGCCAGCGUCGCCACUUCAGGUUCAUGGCCAAUAGUCCAAGACAUUUGUGUGACACUUGUGUGCAAAUCGAUCAAUUGGGGUGUGCUGCUGCUGCAUAGUGAAUGCGACUUUUCUUCACUUUCAAGGAUUAUCGGUGGGCUCGGAGCCAACAACAUCACAAGCUUAAAAAUGCAGUUUUCCAGCCACUUGCAGGCACUAACUGUCUCGCUUAUAUAAUCAUCAUCAUCAUCGACGACGUCGUCGUCGUCGUCGUAGUGCUGCAGAAGCUGCUGCUUGUCGUCUAACGAGAUGAGUACCCAUCCCCCAUAGCGUGUAGUUCUUCUCCUGAAUAGCAAUAACAGUGAUAAUUCAAAAAAAAAAACAUUCCAACUAACAUCGACACGUCCAACAAAGUGACUAAUUAUGAGUGAACGCUAAGUAACGUUACGCGGAAACGCGAUAAUCUGAGCAAAAGUGCGUGCGCGUUAAUUAAUUGUGUGUAUUUGUACGCGAUAAACUGUGCGUUUCUGAGUGUGUUUGUGCGUUUGUGACUGCAAAGCAUGGCCGGUCCCCACCUGGACGAGUCCACCGUGACGACACCGUCGAUAACCGGCGGCGUCGUUGUCAACACGGCGUCGCUCAGCCUGUCGCGGCCAACGAAUUACGACAGCUCAAUCUGCACCAUCGACGACUUCAUCUCCCACCUGAAGCACAAGGAUCUGGAGAAUGACGUAUCGAAGUAUCUGAGCCACAAGCAGCGGCCACUGUGCCGCAGGGUCCUGAGCUACCUGCGGACGGCCUGGAUGGGCGCCAAGUUCACCUCGAAAACUGAUCUAGACUGCGAGCUCGAGGAGAUCGCGUCCCCGCCCAAGUACCGCCCGGAGUCCAUCGCGGCCCUGUGCGCAGCGACGCGGUUCACCGAGGCCGAGAUCAAACGGAUCUACCGGGGCUUCAAGGCGGAGUGUCCGGCCGGCAUCAUCCGAGAGGAAACGUUCAAAUUUAUCUACGCCCAGUUCUUCCCCCAGGGUGCAAACACAAACCUUUACGCCCACUACGUGUUCAACACAUUAGAUAAGGACCAUACAGGGAUUCUAAGCUUCGAGAACUUUGUCCAGGGCCUGUCGAUACUGUCCCGAGGUACACUGGAGGAGAAGCUGUGCUGGACGUUCUCGCUUUACGACAUCAAUCACGAUGGCAAAAUAACCCGAGAGGAAAUGACUGACAUCGUGACGGCCAUCUACCUGCUGAUGGGAGACCGCGAGGACGGCGGCUCGGACGAGGCCCAGAUCAAAACCAAGGUGGACCAGAUCUUUGAGAAAAUGGAUACCAAUCGCGAUGGUGUGAUAACGAUAGAGGAAUUUCUGGACUGCUGCCAAAAGGACCAGCUCAUCUCGGACUCGAUGGGGGUGUUUGACUCCACCAUAUGACCUUUGGAGAAAUUGCAUUCGCUUCCGGCGUAUGUAGCGAGUCAAGGAAAGUUUGCUGAUACCACCGAGAGUUUGAGUCAGCACACUGAUAUGUAUAAAUCGGACACAACCAACGGACCAAGGACAGGGGAGAUCCACAAGACUGCCAGCGUUCCAAAAUCACAAACGUCAGCCAACAGCAAUCCGGCGAGCAAGUCCACCCGUUCAAGCAAUCGUAAGCAAUCCAUCCUGAUG
Molecule: messenger RNA, 1653 nt
Organism: Culex quinquefasciatus (southern house mosquito)
Lineage: Eukaryota; Metazoa; Arthropoda; Insecta; Diptera; Culicidae
Product: Kv channel-interacting protein 4
Exons: 7
Coding region: 553-1419 (288 amino acids)
Molecular function (GO): calcium ion binding
Source: RefSeq, a predicted model, not a curated record